AUGGCUGAUUGUGCAAGUGAUGAUGAAAUGGAAUUACAAACAUCUAUAAUAUUACGAGCAAAUGUUAUUUUUAUGUCAACUUUGGCGAUUCUCACUUUUUAUCUAUCUUAUAAAGCAUUUAUGAUUCUAAAAGUCGGAUCAAUUUUUCAUAGUUCAACAAGGAUUUUACUAUUCACUGGUCUCGGUUUUGUCAAUUUUCAUGAAUUAGCAUUUUUCUAUCUGCAGGUAAGAAAAAAUCUACAGUAAUCAAAACUAGAAAAACCUUGAUUAUGUAUUUUCAGAUAAUAACAAUCUAUCGAAGUUUCACAUUGUCGGAAAGACCAUGUGAAAUAAUGAGAACAACCAAAGAAUGUCGAGCACAGAAUCAUUCGCUUAUUUUUGGCUUGGCUGGAAUAACUUUUACACAAUCAGCGCUGAGUUUAGAGCGACUUAUUGCAACUAUAAUUCCGGAAAAAUAUUCGAAGCUGAAAAAAUGGCCAGGAAUUGUCUUAUCGAUUAUUGCGGUAUGUUUUUUUUUAUUUCCAGUCAAAUUUCGAAUUCAUUUUUUCAGAUUUUGUGUAGUUUAUCAGCUCCAUUCAUAAUUGUGUGGAAUGAUCCAUUUGAGGAUACAGUUCCAAAUUGUUUUUUCUUUCCUGCUCAAUCAAGAUUUCGAGCAAAUGUUUUUCUAAUGACUCUAACUGGUUUCGUAUUUUUCAGCAUUUUUCUAAAUCUCAUAAUUAUUUCGGUCAACAAAAGUUCGGAACUUAGCACCAGAUUUUUAGUGGAACAAAGAUAUCAAAAACGAGAAGCACUUAUUUCAACAAGGAUUGUUUGCUAUAUUGCAAUUGCACAAUUUUUCGCGCUGGCUUUUUAUUCUUGCAGUGUUUUGGCUCUUCGUUUAAUGAAAGAUCAAAUUCCAAGAGCGUAUUAUCAUAAUAUUGUCUGGUGGGCUUAUGUAAGCUUUUCUUUUUUAUCCAUUUUAAAUAUAAAAAUGAUAUUUUCCAGACAGUUCCGUUUGCUGCCGUCGCUCUUCCAGCUCUUUUAAUUUAUAGAAUAAAUCAAAGCGGACGUUGGCGGAAAAAAGUAAUUAAUAAAAUAACAAAUAUGACUGAAACCCAAGAAGAACAUAUGGAAUCAUUGAAACAACUUUGGGGAUAA
Caenorhabditis angaria is the source of this 1137-nucleotide messenger RNA. The record is from the annotation of a GenBank genome assembly. Lineage: Eukaryota; Metazoa; Nematoda; Chromadorea; Rhabditida; Rhabditidae.